Molecule: messenger RNA, 2564 nt
Organism: Mercenaria mercenaria
Lineage: Eukaryota; Metazoa; Mollusca; Bivalvia; Venerida; Veneridae
Product: vascular endothelial growth factor receptor 1-like
Exons: 5
Coding region: 92-955 (287 amino acids)
Biological process (GO): T cell costimulation; cellular response to lipopolysaccharide; immune response
Cellular component (GO): external side of plasma membrane
Source: RefSeq, a predicted model, not a curated record
GUAACUACUUAUGAACACAUAAUAUAUCAUCAUUCAUAGAUUGUGAGUGAAAGUAUGUAAAAAUUAACAAAUAUAUUCUUUAUCGGUGUUUAUGGAAACUUGUAGAAUAUUUCCUGGACUAAUGGAACUACUACGCAUACUGUUACUAUGGAUACAGACUGUAGCAUUCAUGGUGAGUAACAUGAAAACGGCUGUGGGAGCUUAUGAAAUGACAAAACCAUGUGUGUUGAACAAUUUAUGUAAACUGCCCUGCAGACUGGAGCCAUUUAGGGAUGUUACUGUUAGUUGGUUUAACGGCAAUAAUGAGAUGCUCACGCAAGGUAUGCAAGUAUAUAAGCAUACCAGAAAUCUCAUGAUAAAUAAGCCAGCAAGGAAUGAGUGGGAACUCCAUAUACUGAGGAUUGAUCUAAGCUUUGCUGACACAUACUGGUGUAAAACUCGAGACGGCCAUACGCUCUCGGAGAUAACAGUUGUCAUUGAACAUGAGCCAAGAUUAAACAAGAAUUCAUCUUCUUCUACUCGUACCGAAAUCCUUGAAAAUUCACUGGCGCAACUGAAUUGUGAAUUCACCGGCAUACCGGAACCGGAAAUAACGUGGUGCCGUGGACCGUCAAAGGAACGUAUUGAAGGUAUAAAGGGACACAAGCUGAUCAUCAGAAAUAUCACAAGGUACGCAAGUGACGAGUACACUUGCAUUGCCAAAAACAGACACGGAACUUCCGAGAGUCAUAUGCAGGUGUUCGUGGACUGUAAGUCGAAUUUUGCGGUUUUGGUUAUAUGGUACUUGUUAUCUCCCGCCGAAGAUGGCGGAGUACAAAUUUGGCGUUGUCCAUCCGGCUGUUCUUCCGUCGGUGCGCGUCCGUCCGAAAGUGAAAAUGUUCAUAAUUCAAAAAGUCUUUUUAGUAAUCACAGGCACGAGUGUCGGAACUUGAAUAAAAAAAAUAUGACCAGAUAAAACCCCCUGUUUUCAUCCUAAAUCAAGCAAGAAGGAAGGAAAAUAUGUAGUGGAAAAUAAACCCCUUUUAAAUGAUAUAUAUCAUACAAGAAUGCUAGAAACCGAUGUUCGAGUCUCCGAGAAAAGGCUUCGCUUCCCACGCCGUUGUGAAACCAAUUCUCCAAACAAUUUCAUAAACUUGUAUUUCUAUUUCAUGUAUAUUCAUUUAGUUACAAAAUGAGGUCGACCUCAAGUCUCUAGCUCUUCCCAUUCAUGAAAUAUCUAUCAGAAAACGAGGGCCCUUUUGCUGCAAGUCCCAGGUAGCAGUACAACGGAACAGUGCGAAAACAUCGGCUAAAAUAAAGUUGUUAGCCAAGCCCGUGUUAAAUUCUCUAGCCUGUACUAAAAAGUAUAACUGAAUACAUAAAAUGAACAUGAAAAUUUACAUAAAUGCAGAUCACUAUAUUAGAUGGUGCGCGCACAACUUUCGUUAGGAUCACUUAAGUAACUUCAGAAUUAUUGCUUUUUAAUUGUUUUAUAAUAAUUAUUCAUAAAUGUAUUCCAUUGAUGGAUCUUCAUGAAACUUAACCCAAAUAUGCGUCACUAUAUGGCGGUAGUGCAUGCUCAUAUUUCACCAGGAUCUCUUCAGUAACGGCAGAGUUAUUGAUGUUAAAUGUUUUAAACUUCAUAAAUAUAUCUGAAAAAUAAAUAUCUUCCAAAAUAUAUUUCCCUCAUUCACAAAACAACCUAUUUGUCGGGGAAUUUAAAUGCACUUAAUUUGUUUGUUAUACACUUCAGAACGUCUUAACGAAACCUUUUCUAUUUUACCAGUAUAUUAAUAACUGACCAAAAAAAACUCUCUAGAACUUUCACGCAUUUUUAGAACUAAAUAUGUUGGUAAACUUAUUGUAAUUUAUCAACAAAAUUUAUGCCAUCAUUUAAUUUCAUUGAACCCAUUUUUGAAAGACACGAAAAUGCACAUAUAUAUCUAGAAAAGAUACAAAAAAUAUAGUUUUCGUGCUCCAACGCAUUAGAUCAUUAGAACAAAUUAUAUUUUCGUCUUUACUUUAAGCAUAUCUAGUGAAAAGUAAAGGUACUGUUUAAUUUUCUUAUAAAUGGUAUUUGCUUCUUUUAUUUAUAUAAAAAAACAAACACAGAAUCUGCGUACGUGCGUGCAUGCAUGCGUGUGUGUGUGUCCGUUAUUAAAAAUCGACUGAAAAUGAACAUGUCCUUCCAUUACUGAAUGUUCUUCAACGUUGAAUUUGAUAAAUGCAGAAUAUUAUUCUUGAAAUGUGAACAAAUUCAACUGCUUAUUAAUUUAAGAUAUUGCCAAGAAAUACAAGUGUUGCAUUGGAGUAGUUGUUAAGGGUACAUGUUAGACUCAUAGUUCUUUUGAACUUUUUGAUAUAAGAUACUUUGGAAAACAAUGGUCCAUGAAGUAAAGAAUUCGAGAAUAUUCACUCGAUUGGAGGUUGCAAAACACCAUAAUAAGCAAAAGAAAUAAAAUCGAUAGGAAACGUGUAAAAUAUAUUCACAAUAUAAUUCUCUGGCUAAAAUAAUUUUAUAGGGCAGUUUCAAAAUGUGGUUAUCAUGUAAUUCUAAAGUUAUUCUCUCCAAACCAUAAUAUUUA